UCGUCUCUUCAACAUCAUUUAUUGGUAUUUCUACACUCUUUACAUUCUUCUACUUUCUCUUUCUCUCUGUCCUCUUCUUCUUCUUCUUCGUUUUUCACCUUCCCGAUCGGGAGGAGGGAGCUUCUUGGGGACUAAAUUUGUUUAGGAACGGACUCAUUUGGACUGACCCUUGAUGUGAUUUCUUUGUUUUUCGUGGUAAUUGGAUUGGAUUGUGAGUCCUCGAUCGAAUCUGGCGGCGUUUGAGAUCAAUUCUUCCCUUUGUUAUUGUGUGUUUGAGGAGUACAAGGAUUUCGAGGAUUGGGGUUUUGAUUUGAGGAUAUGGGUUGUUUUCCUUGUUUCGAUUCGAGAGAGGAGGAGAAGCUAAAUCCUGAAAGGGAAAGCGAUGAUGGUCAGCAAGAGCAUCCAAUGGUUCCACCGAACAUUGCGAAAUUACCUUCUGGCACAGACAAACUUGGAUCCAAAAGUAAUGGAGGUUCCAAAAGGGAACAGCAGAUUCCCAAGGAUGCUCCUCUUGUCAAUAUUUCUGCUCAAACAUUCACUUUCAGGGAGCUUGCUAUUGCGACAAAGAAUUUUAGACCCGAAUGUUUUAUUGGGGAAGGAGGAUUUGGACGUGUAUACAAAGGGCGGCUCGAAAGCACAGGCCAGAUUGUUGCUGUUAAACAGUUGGAUAGGAAUGGUCUUCAAGGCAACAGAGAAUUUCUAGUGGAGGUUCUCAUGCUUAGUCUUCUACAUCAUCCAAAUUUGGUGAAUCUGAUUGGUUACUGUGCUGAUGGGGAUCAACGGCUUCUUGUGUAUGAGUUCAUGCCUUUGGGAUCAUUGGAAGAUCAUCUUCACGAAAUUCCACCUGAUAAGGAACCCCUUGAUUGGAACACAAGAAUGAAAAUAGCUGCUGGUGCAGCCCGAGGUUUAGAGUACUUGCAUGACAAGGCAAACCCUCCAGUUAUUUAUAGAGACUUCAAAUCCUCCAAUAUAUUACUUGAGGAAGGAUACCAUCCAAAGCUUUCUGAUUUUGGCCUUGCCAAGCUUGGCCCUGUUGGAGAUAAAUCUCAUGUUUCCACCAGGGUCAUGGGGACUUAUGGUUACUGUGCUCCUGAGUACGCCAUGACUGGACAAUUAACCGUCAAGUCUGAUGUUUAUAGUUUCGGUGUUGUGUUCUUAGAGUUGAUUACUGGACGGAGAGCCAUUGAUAGCACCCGACCCCAAGGUGAACAGAACCUCGUCACAUGGGCACGCCCGUUUUUUAACGAUCGCAGAAGAUUCUCGAAACUGGCCGAUCCACAGUUGCAGGGGCGGUAUCCCAUGCGAGGUCUCUACCAGGCUUUAGCUGUGGCAUCCAUGUGUACCCAAGAACAGGCUGCAGCCCGUCCACUCAUUGGAGAUGUGGUCACUGCCCUGUCUUAUUUAGCAAAUCAAUCCUAUGAUCCAAGUUCUCCAUCAGGUACAGCUGCUGCUCAGAGAGGUUCUGGUGAUCGGGACGAAAGACCGAACAGUGGCGAGAAAGGUGGAGGGGUGGUAAAGAAUGAAGAAGGGGGAGCAUCUGGACGAAGGUGGGCACUGGAUGGUCCGGAGAAGGACGACUCCCCCAGGGAGACUGCAAGGAUUUUGAAUAGGGAUUUAGACAGAGAGCGUGCGGUCGCUGAGGCGAAGAUGUGGGGAGAGAAUUGGCGAGAAAAAAGACGACAGAGCACGCAAGGCAGUUUUGAUGGGUCUAAUGGAUAAGUAAAUGCAAUUAGAAGAAGAGAUGCAGAAGGAAUGAUCUCCUCUGUUACCGCGUCUACUUCUCAUUCCUUCCCUACGUUUGAUUGGUGGAGGAAGAAAGAAGAGGUCCCAAUGUUAGGAGGUGUUAUUGAAGCUUCUAAAACGUUGCUCAUAGGGUGGCUGCUACUCAGUGUCAUUGUGGGCAGCAAAGCAAUGGAUGUAGGGGUUGGGUUGAUCCUUGCGGACUUGGUUAAUACUUUUUUUUUCUCAACUCUGUUCAGUUAAAAUUUUCCUCCUUUAUGAAUUCCCAUAACCCAUACAUGAGAAGGAAGAAGAAGAAGAAGAAGAAGAAGAAGAAGAAGAAGAAGUAAAGGCAAGCAUGGUGGAGGAGAAUGCAAUGUACAUAGAGAGAGACGCGAGGCUUGGCAUGUUUGAUUGCCUAUGUCCUGUAUGAUGAACUCUGCAGUACAAAACUGUUUGAAUCGGCCAAUUUUGAUGAACUCUGCAGUAUAAAGCAGAGAGCAGCAGGUUUUGUUUAAUAAAACUCUAUACCACAAUAAAACUAAAA
Molecule: messenger RNA, 2266 nt
Organism: Cucurbita pepo subsp. pepo (vegetable marrow)
Lineage: Eukaryota; Viridiplantae; Streptophyta; Magnoliopsida; Cucurbitales; Cucurbitaceae
Source: RefSeq, a predicted model, not a curated record